Molecule: messenger RNA, 2609 nt
Organism: Colius striatus (speckled mousebird)
Lineage: Eukaryota; Metazoa; Chordata; Aves; Coliiformes; Coliidae
Gene: STK32A
Product: serine/threonine kinase 32A
Exons: 13
Coding region: 210-1400 (396 amino acids)
Biological process (GO): protein phosphorylation; regulation of signal transduction; G protein-coupled receptor signaling pathway
Molecular function (GO): G protein-coupled receptor binding; ATP binding; G protein-coupled receptor kinase activity
Source: RefSeq, a predicted model, not a curated record
GCGGCCGCCGCCGCGGGUUGCUGCCGCCUGCGCCGGCGGCUGCUAGGUCCCGCCCGCGGUCCCCUGCCCUCCCCGAGGAGGCACCAGGAGAAUACUGACUGGGUCUGCUGUGAGUGACCCGUGGGUAACGCAGUCCUGGAGGCACCAACUUCAAGGGUGGUAAUGUAACUGAGAGAAGUGAAGAAACCUGAGCCGGGACUGAACACACCAUGGGAGCAAACACCUCCAGCAAGUCACCACCCUUUGAUGAAAAUGAAGAUGUCACCUUCGACCAUUUUGAAAUUUUGCGAGCUAUUGGGAAGGGCAGCUUUGGAAAAGUCUGUGUUGUGCAAAAGAAUGACACCAAGAAGAUGUAUGCUAUGAAAUACAUGAAUAAACAAAAGUGCGUGGAGCGUAAUGAAGUGAGAAACGUUUUCAAGGAGCUGCAGAUUAUGCAGGGCCUGGAACACCCCUUCUUAGUUAAUUUAUGGUACUCAUUCCAGGAUGAAGAAGAUAUGUUUAUGGUUGUAGACCUGCUGCUUGGAGGGGACCUGCGUUACCAUCUCCAACAAAACGUGAGGUUCCAAGAAAGCACCGUGAAACUCUUCAUCUGUGAGCUGGUGCUUGCCCUUGACUAUCUCCAGAGCAGGCACAUCAUCCACAGAGACAUCAAGCCUGACAACAUUUUGCUGGAUGAGCAUGGACACGUGCACAUCACUGAUUUCAAUAUUGCCACGAUGCUGACUAAAGAAAUCCAAGUUACCACCAUUGCUGGCACGAAGCCGUACAUGGCACCUGAAAUGUUUAGCUCCACAAAACCCACUGGCUAUUCCUUUGCUGUGGACUGGUGGUCGUUGGGAAUCACUGCCUACGAGCUGCUUAGGACGCGGAGGCCGUAUCAUAUUCGCUCCAACACUUCCAUAAAUGAAAUUGCUCAUGUGUUCAAGACAGCUACAGUGAUGUACCCUGCUGCAUGGUCUGCAGAGAUGGUGUCACUGAUCAAAAAGUUGCUUGAGCCGAACCCCGACAAGCGUUUUUCUCAGCUGAAAGACAUCCAGGGCUUUCCCUAUCUGUCAGAUGUGAACUGGGAUGCCGUUCUCCAGAAAAGAAUAAUGCCAGAAUUCAUUCCUAUGAAAGGCAGACUGAACUGUGACCCAACCUUUGAACUGGAAGAAAUGAUCCUAGAAUCCAAACCUCUUCAUAAGAAAAAAAAGCGCUUGGCUAAGAAGGAGAAAGAUACCAGCAAAAGCAAUUCCUCCCAGUCCUGCCAUCUUCAAAAGCACCUGGAGAUGCUCCAAAGGGACUUCAUUGUUUUCAACAGAGAAAAGAUGAGACAUGGCCACGAGGACAUGCCAGAGACUGUAACACUGGCAAAAAGCAGAGGCGCACACAAGGACGACAACCAGAGCAGCAGCCUCUGAGAGUAGCUCAGCCUUUCCUGAAGCAGGCCUCGUGGGGCCAGUGCACACCCACCCACACACCUUCACAAUGCUGGGCCACUGGGCUCGGAUGCUGCUGCCAAGGCACUGCUGGUAGCCAUGGGUAGGGUGGCUGGGUGGGAGCUGGGGCACCCACUCUCUCUGCCUUCUCUUCCACAGCCAGCAGAUCCUUGGCUGUGCAGGGAGAGGCUGUGGGUGCUGCCUGUGCAAUUUGCUACAGUCGGGCUCAGGUCCUAUUUUGCUUUUGGCAGUAGGAAUAGGAUUGUGGGAAAAUGGGUGUGACACAGCAUUUUGGCUUGGCUGGCCAGCAUCAAUGGGCUCGGUGCUGAGUGCUGACAGCGUAACUGAGGCAUUAAGCAUCCUUCCUAGAGGCACCAUCACUAGUACCAGUCUUGGUGGCUGGUCUGUGACAGUGGUUCAGGCUCUGGGGAGGCUGGAACUCUGACAUUGGCUCCCAGCUGAGUGCUCCAGUGGAGGAGGCUGUGCCCAGCCACCUGGUCCCCACCAGAGCGUGACAACAAAGGCAGCCUUUGCUCACAGACACCUCCUGUGAACAUCCCACGCCCCCUUCUUCUUUAGCUGGAAGAAGGCAGCAAAGGUUUCUCCCCUCUUUCCAUGCUCAUUCCUGUACCCCUUUGUCUGAGCACAGGACUAGUAUGGUGGCUGGUCAAAGCAUGCAGACAGAUGUGGAAAUGAAGAAGUAACAGCUAUGCACUGGUGAAUAACUGGCAUCCAGAUACUUCUCCGGGCCAGCCUGAAAAAACACAUUCACCAUCACAUUAAACUACUGCAACUCACUGAAUCUGGUGGAGUUUGGCUUCCAACACCAGACGUAAACCUGAAUGUGUAUUUUUAAUCUCUAUACCAUUGAAAUAACUCUUGAUUUAAGCAGCUAUUGUUUGCAGGAACAGCUGUACUCCUGGUGCAGUCUUUGCCAAGACUGAGAUUGGCUAAAGCAUUUAUUGUGGUAAUGCUGGGAAUGAUGCUAUUAUUUAAAUGCUUUGGCAGACCUGAGGUUUCACCUCCUUAGCUGACAUUUUUCCUGUUCUCAGCAAUAUAAUGAAUGCAUGAUGAACCAUUUGCCUCCCUUUUUUCCAAAGAUGUUCUUUGUAUCCCCUGUGCCUUCCUAUCUUUCUCUGGCUAACUCUGAUCAACUAAAAACGAUCUGAAUAAACCCAACAGCAAAUGAAA